GGACAUACAGUUUAUCGCCAAAUCCGAGGGGCAUUAUUUGAGAAACUGUACCAAAAUUUACUGCAUACUGUACGCUGUACUAGGGAAAAAUACUCAGUUGGAUACCAUUGCUUUACCUUGAGGUGACAGUGCAAUAACUUUCUAUAUAGUAAAUUCUCAAUUCAAGGAUUUACAAUUCCGUAUUAUGGCAUGGUUAAAAAUUGUAGUAGGAGCAGGAGUACUUGCAGUUUUGGUCAUCCUGAAAGUAGGAUGGUCACUUUAUAAAAAAAGACACAUUUUUGAGUUUGCGAAAAAUUUUAACGGUUUCAGGUUCUAUCCGAUAUUUGGAAACUUUUGGCAGCUGAGCAACAUAGGUUACUCAGAUUUCUUCGAUGCAGUACGCGUACUAGCCAGGAAAUUGGGACUACCACUCAAUUUCUGGUAUGGACAUAGCUAUAUCCAUGUUACAGACGAUGCCGAAGCUAUAAAAGUUAUACUUAACCAUCCAGAUAGUUUGGAUAAAGCAAGUUUCUAUAAUAUAGUCAAAGUAAUAUUUGAUGAUUGUCUUCUAGUUUACAAAGCUGAAGAUUGGAAAGUACGACGGAAGUUUUUCUCGAAAAGUUUUAACCAGCCCCUCCUCAAUUCUUAUGUGCAUUACUUUUAUCGUAAUAGCAAUGUGUUGGUAGAUGUGCUACACAAUGAUUACGAAGAUCUUUUCAGCGUCUUCGGUCAUUAUACCUUUGACACAUUUUGCGACAUAUAUGUCGGUAAGAGCUACAACUUACAAACUGAUCCCAACAAUAGACUGAUAGAAGAGUUGGACGCAGUCCAGAAAUAUAUCGGAGAGAGUAGUGUGGUGGCAGUUACGUUUGGUUUUCCACUGGAUCUGAAGGGUCUUGUAACUAAUGGUUGGAGUACGAUAUCACUGUUAAAUCAAUUAAGAAAACUUAGUUUCAGUAUGAUCGACUUUAGAAGAGAGGAACUACAGAAGGAGCCAGUUGUAGGUUCCCAGUUAUCUUUUCUGGAUGCAAUGAUAAGCCGAGGUGAUCUUUUUCAUCCAAGCAUUAUGUCCAAAGAAUUACUGGUUUUUUUAUUAGCCGCCACAGACACUACCGGAAACGCAUUGACUUUUAUUUUUACAUUAUUGGGAAUGCAUCCAGAAAUUCAGCAAAAAGUAUACGAAGAGGUAAUAACGGAGAUUGGCCGUGAUGCACCUAUCGAAACAGAUCAUUUACCAAAAUUGAAAUAUACUGAGAGAGUUAUAUCCGAAAGUAUGAGGUUGCUUCCGCCUGUGCCUAUGGUGGCCAGAUAUCUUAAUAAGGACAUUCAAAUUGGAGACAAAACAUUUCCUAAAGGAGCCAAUGUAAUAGUAUAUACCCUUGCUCUACACCGUAACAGUAAAUAUUGGCCGAAUCCAAAAAAGUUUGACCCAGACAGGUUUCUACCAGAAGAAAUCGCUAAAAGACCACCAUCUUGCUACAUACCGUUUUCAGGAGGACCACGGAAUUGUAUAGGCAAACUAUACGCAAUGAUGUCUAUGAAAGUGGUGGUAGCCAAUGUGAUUAGAAAUUUUCGGAUAUCAUCCAAAUAUCGCUCAGUUGAUGAGAUGGAGAUGAGAGGCUUAAUCACAAUGAGGACAAAAGACGAUAUUGACUGCCAUUUCUCACCCAGAAAAUAAAUAGACAUUUUAACAUUAAUGUUAUUAUUGUAAAGCUUGAUUUUCAUGCAUCCGUUAUCCGACGAUACGAUG
Messenger RNA from Sitophilus oryzae (rice weevil), 1729 nucleotides. RefSeq names its product probable cytochrome P450 4d20. Bases 185 to 1657 code for a protein of 490 amino acids. The record is from RefSeq and is a predicted model, not a curated record. The transcript has 12 exons. Gene Ontology annotation, molecular function: monooxygenase activity; oxidoreductase activity, acting on paired donors, with incorporation or reduction of molecular oxygen; iron ion binding. Lineage: Eukaryota; Metazoa; Arthropoda; Insecta; Coleoptera; Curculionidae.